Messenger RNA from Gossypium raimondii (Peruvian cotton), 870 nucleotides. RefSeq names its product protein LIGHT-DEPENDENT SHORT HYPOCOTYLS 7. The record is from RefSeq and is a predicted model, not a curated record. The transcript has 2 exons. Gene Ontology annotation, cellular component: nucleus. Bases 76 to 621 code for a protein of 181 amino acids. NCBI's taxonomy places the organism in Eukaryota, Viridiplantae, Streptophyta, Magnoliopsida, Malvales, Malvaceae. Gene Ontology annotation, biological process: response to light stimulus; mRNA transcription.
GCCCCUCAUAUCUUCAAAAUUUCUUUGUUUUCCAUUUCCAUCUCCCCUCUUCGCUCUUUCCAGGUGAAAUCAAUAAUGAUGUCAAUCAACAAAGGCAAAGAAAUAGCUGGAGGGUCUUCAAGACCAACCCCCGCCGGCGCUGGUGCUGAUCAGCAAAGUCCGCCGGCUUUAAGCAGGUACGUGUCACAGAAGAGAAGGGAUUGGAACACUUUCGGUCAGUACUUAAAGAACCAACGGCCACCGGUGGCACUUUCCCUGUGUAACGCGAAUCAUGUCCUUGAUUUCCUUCGUUACCUAGAUCAGUUUGGGAAGACUAAGGUGCACUUACAAGGUUGCAUGUUCUUCGGCCAACCUGAACCGCCGGGACCAUGUACGUGUCCUCUUAAACAAGCUUGGGGUAGCCUCGAUGCUCUCAUCGGUCGACUCCGAGCUGCUUACGAAGAGAACGGUGGGUUGCCGGAGACCAACCCUUUUGCAAGCGGUUCCAUCCGGGUUUACCUUCGUGAAGUAAGGGAUUCACAAGCUAAAGCUCGAGGGAUUCCUUAUAAAAAGAAAAAAAAGAAGAAAAGUCCAUUGAAGUCCAAUGAAGAUACCUCAAGCUUCACUGUGCAGCAAUCUUGAUCUGGUCCUAAAAUAAAAUUGCAAGAGUUUGAAUCAGUUUGCUUCAUCUGCAUUUCCUUGUUGGAUCAGUCAAGAUAUUGGUACUUUUUAUACAUAGGUAGCUCAUCAGCACUGUUGUUUAUUGUUUUAAAUGAGAAUCAAAAAGUGUAGUUGAAGAGGGUAAGUAAUUUUUUUUCUCAGUUAUUUAGUAUUUUGCAGAAGCAGUCAAAUUUGCUCCAUGAAUGAAAAAUUAUAUUUUUUUUACUUCAA